UCCGUGAAAAAAUUUUCAUGAAAGACCCCGCACUAAUAUCUUGCAUUGUGUUCAAAUUUCAAAUAACUCAACACACAUAGAAGAAAGAAGAAAGAAGAAAGAAAAAAGAAAAAAGAAAAAAGUGAGCCGACGUCAACGUCUUUGAGCACUUGAUCGCUGACGGCAAGUGGUCAACACAUAAAGUGGAGAUCUUCUUCUUCUCGUUCUCUUAGUUCAUACUUGAUACUUUAUACUAUUCAACAGAAAAACAAAGCUAGAGAGGAGAGAGAAAAUGGAGAACGAAGCAAAGGGCAAGGAAGUCAGAGGUGUUCCCACUCAUGGCGGAAGCUACGUCCUAUACAACGUUCUCGGCAACCUUUUCGAGGUUUCUUCCAAGUACGCUCCCCCUAUUCAACCCGUCGGCCGUGGUGCUUACGGCAUUGUUUGUUGUGCGCGAAAUUCAGAGACAAAUGAAGAAGUUGCUAUUAAGAAGAUUGCAGAUGCUUUUAACAAUAGAAUCGAUGCCAAAAGGACUCUGCGGGAAAUCAAACUGUUGUGUCAUAUGGACCAUGACAAUGUUAUCAAGAUAAAGGACAUCAUACUACCACCUGAAAGAGAAAAGUUCAAUGAUGUCUACAUUGUGUAUGAAUUAAUGGACACUGAUCUACAUCAAAUUAUUCGCUCCAACCAGGAACUUACGGAAGAUCAUUGCCAGUACUUCUUAUAUCAACUCUUACGUGGGCUAAAAUAUAUACACUCAGCAAAUGUUCUGCACCGGGAUCUGAAACCAAGCAAUUUGCUUUUAAAUGCUAAUUGUGAUCUCAAGAUAUGUGACUUUGGGCUUGCAAGGACAACUGCGGAGACAGAUUUUAUGACAGAAUAUGUUGUGACUAGAUGGUAUCGAGCUCCUGAACUGCUUCUCAAUUGUUCAGAAUACACUGCAGCGAUUGAUAUGUGGUCAGUUGGUUGCAUUAUGAUGGAGAUUAUCAAAAGGGAACCCCUUUUUCCUGGCAAGGACUACUUGCAGCAGUUGCAGCUCAUAAAUGAGCUGCUAGGCUCUCCUGAAGAUUCUGACCUUGGAUUUCUGAGAAGUGACAAUGCUAAAAGGUAUGUGAAACAGCUGCCACAUUUUCCAAAACAGCCGUUUGCACAGAAAUUCCCAAAUGUGUCUCCUUUGGUGCUUGAUCUUGCUGAAAAGAUGCUUGUAUUUGAUCCCAGCAAGCGAAUUACAGUUGAUGAUGCAUUGAAUCACCCUUAUUUAUUAAGCCUCCAUGAAAUCAACGAGGAGCCUACCUGCCCAAAACCUUUUCAGUUUGAUUUUGAGCAAUCAUCCUUGGACGAGGAGGAUAUAAAGGAGCUUAUAUGGCGGGAGGCCCUGAAGUUCAAUCCAAGAUAAGAUGAUUAAGACACUUGGUGAUUAUAUGUCUGAUGGAAUUCAAUCAUCUAACUCAGAUGUCUGAUGAAAGAUGUUCGGCUGCUUCAGCUUUGACUAGAUAUAUGUAAUGCAUUUGAUCUAGUUUUGAGGUGAGGUUUUGAGGAAUUGAGUUUGCAUUUUAUUUCUUUGGGUUGAGUGGAUGUGCAUAUGACUCUGGAGGGUCAUAAAUCAGGUCUGAGGUCUCAGUUAACCUUGGAAUGGUAAUAAACAUUAUUGGUAUAUUCUAUUUAGAGGAUUCAAUAGGAAGGGAAUUAGAGUGGUACUAAUUCCUAUAGGGUUUUUACUAGAGCCUUGAGUCACCAACUCGACAGGUGAAUCGAAACUCAGAUAAGCUUCUUAUGAACCAAAUAUAGGGACCAUAGAAGCGAAUGGCUAUUCGUCAGGAAGUGUUCGAAGUCCUUGUGUAAUGUGAUAAUUGUUAUGUGAUGCUUGAAGUUUGUAACGUGUAUGAUAUUCAUUUUGAGUAUAUAAAAGGAAGUAGGUAAGAGGCAUUGUUUUUA
Molecule: messenger RNA, 1914 nt
Organism: Beta vulgaris subsp. vulgaris (sugar beet)
Lineage: Eukaryota; Viridiplantae; Streptophyta; Magnoliopsida; Caryophyllales; Amaranthaceae
Product: mitogen-activated protein kinase homolog NTF6
Exons: 6
Coding region: 272-1375 (367 amino acids)
Biological process (GO): intracellular signal transduction; protein phosphorylation
Cellular component (GO): nucleus; cytoplasm
Molecular function (GO): MAP kinase activity; ATP binding
Source: RefSeq, a predicted model, not a curated record